ACGUUCUUUAGCCAACUACGUAAAACCUAGGUUAACUGAUUAUUCAUUCUCAAUAUAUAUUACUUAUCAUCAAAGUAUUUUAGAGACCAGUGGACAAUACGUGUUCUUUUUCAGUUGGCAUUUUUAACAUUACUCCGGUGUAAUCAGAUACUUAAGGAAAUAUCAAUAUUAUAUCUACACAUAUUACGAAAAUGGCUCCGUACAAUUUUAAGCAGUUUCUACAGCUGGUAUGUUUUGGAUUAAUUCUUUUGAAAGAAAUGGCAAAUGCCUGUAAUAUGACUGCUGUGAACGAGUGUACGGAAAUUUUGAGCCGAAGCAGUGAUGCUAGCGUUAUUACGGACGGUAUAUCUGCCAUACCGACAGUGGAUCAAUUACAGAAAUUGUGUGGUGCACUGGGUGAGUUCAAGGCUUGUUACCAACCAAAGGCAGCUGAAUGCAGGCGGGACGUGGUUUUCUCUAUGACGUUUGGCACAAUAGAAAAUACGAUCGAGUACCUGUGCGUGGAAGGGUAUCAAGACAUCCUUCAGUAUGCUACAUGUUGGAAUCAGACAGAGGUUAUAGAAGAGUCAACAAAAUGUCACAUAAAACAAAAUCAAAUGAUAUCAUCACUACAUAGUCAACAAAAGGCGGGAAAUUUGAAUUCAACAGCUAUGAGAGGGUAUUGGUGCAAUAUUUUAGACAAUACCACAGCCUGUAUGCGAGAAGGAGUGGUGAGUAGGUGUGGGAAUGAAGCCGGUUGUAUAAUGCACACUAUGAUGUCAAGAGCACUUAAAGGGCUUUCAUCACUAAUGAAAUGCCCAGCACCUGUAUCCUGUCAGCUUCAUUCAGAUGGCACCGAACACACACAUGGUGACACACAUCCGGAUCAUGGGAACGUAGACAAUACCGCCAGUGACAGACACUCGGACGGUACGCCUCAUACUCAUGGGGACACCCAUACAGACCACACAGUCGAUAGCCAUGCUGAUGCGGAAGUAAAUGCCAAUGAUCCGACCAAUAAGGAGAACAGUGCAGUCUACAACAGUCUUUCAGCAAUUUUGUCUAUUUCAGUAGUUUACCUUUCUAUCAGUCAAAUAUCUUCCUAAUAAAUUUGAAUAUUAAA
This is a messenger RNA of Mercenaria mercenaria, 1102 nucleotides long. RefSeq lists its product as uncharacterized. The record is from RefSeq and is a predicted model, not a curated record. The transcript has 6 exons. Lineage: Eukaryota; Metazoa; Mollusca; Bivalvia; Venerida; Veneridae. Bases 192 to 1085 code for a protein of 297 amino acids.